CGAAGCUCCCGACUCCUCCUCUUCCUCGUGAACCAUGGCUCUCCGCGUGCUCUCGCAGACUUUCGGCGCCCGCGCUCUCCAGUCGGCCACCCCCGCGGCCCGCCGCGCGGCCUCGCAGCGCCUGUCCUUCUUCUCGACCAAGUACACGCCGCAGCACGAGUACGUGACGCUCAACGGCAAGGAGGGCACCAUCGGAAUCACCGACUUCGCCCAGAACUCGCUGGGCGACGUCGUGUACGUGGACCUGCCGUCGGUGGGCGACAAGUUCCAGAAGGGUGACGCGUUUGGCGCCGUCGAGUCCGUCAAGGCCGCCAGCGACGUGUACACGCCUGUUUCUGGCACGGUCACGGCCGUGAACGAGGACCUGGCCGAGAGCCCGAACCUUGUGAACGACGAGGCCAUGACCGGCGGCUGGUUCAUCAAGCUUGAGCUGGACGACGAGUCGGACCUGGACGACCUGCUGGAUGAGCCUGCCUACAAGGAGCACUGCGAGAACGAGGAGCACUAAGUCGCUCCCGAGGCUGCUGAUCUCCAGCAGCACUGCACAGUAGCUGCUGCAAAUUCGCAGCCGUCAAUACAAUACACCACUUCUCCUGGCCGCU
This is a messenger RNA of Phytophthora sojae, 602 nucleotides long. RefSeq lists its product as hypothetical. NCBI's taxonomy places the organism in Eukaryota, Oomycota, Peronosporomycetes, Peronosporales, Peronosporaceae. The transcript is spliced from 4 exons. Gene Ontology annotation, biological process: protein lipoylation; glycine decarboxylation via glycine cleavage system. Bases 35 to 508 code for a protein of 157 amino acids. Gene Ontology annotation, cellular component: mitochondrion; cytoplasm; glycine cleavage complex. The record is from RefSeq and is a predicted model, not a curated record.